UUCGGACAUAUAUCGGCACAUUUUUUGUCCAACAACUUAAUCUUAUGGAUAAAAACAACUUUGUAGCUGAAUAAGAAUACAGAAACUGACGGCAGUACAGAAAAUCAACAUGGACAACUCAAAAAUCAAAGAAUGUACAACUAAAGGAGAUAAAAGCGAGAGUCCUGAAGCAGAAAAAACUCCUAAAGAAAGAGAAACCACAUUAAAAGAAAACAUGCAACGGAGAGUUAUUCUGGUAUAUAAGGAUAUAGAAGCGUUUCUUAAAAGUGAUAAGUAUAAUCGGGAACUUCGAAGUGAACUUGAAAAAUCAAAACCAAAUUAUCUUGAUGUACUAAAGAAAUGGAGAAAUAAUUUGGAAAACUCUGACCAUGGCAUUGUUAUUGCAGGAGAAACAAGCGCUGGAAAAUCAACACUGAUAAAUAAGAUUUUGGGGAAAAUGUUGUUUAAGGGCCGCAACCAAGAGUCAACCUCUACAGUAUGUAAACUACGUAAUUCAGAAAGGACAAGAAUCAUUACUACAACCAUGACGGGGGAAACUGAGACGACAGACUUCACAGACAAGUGUGAUCUGGAAACAAAAGAAGGUGUGAAGAUGCUGAGAGAUUUCUUAAAAGAACGUACAGACAUGAAGUCGUCGACUAAAAGCGUAGCAAAUCGAAGCGUUGAGAUUGAACUUCCGUUUCCUUUUCUCGAGUGUAAUAUGAUUCUCGUGGACACACCUGGCAUCGGUGGCUCUGGAGAAGUAACACAAAAGCUAAAUGAUUACCUUCCCAACGCAUUGAUAUUUAUUUUUGUGAUAAAUGCAGCUAGUGCUGGGGGAAUGCAACAUGACAGGCUUCCACAAUUGAUGAAAUCAAUAGUUCUUCUUCAAAUUGACAACUCAAUGCCAUGUUUCAAUGAAGAAAACGUAAUAUUUAUAACUAAUAAAUGGGAUUCCAUUCCAAAUGAAGAGGACGAUAGCAGUGACGAGGACGAUGAAACAAAAACAUGGACUACUUUGAAAGACGACAUCAAAGAGAGAUGGCAAUCAGUGAAUGAGGAGUUUAUUUUCAAAAUGAAUUUAAAAGAGGUUUCUCCAGGAAAAAAUAAUUUUUCAACAGACCAAUUUGGGAAAUUUAAAAAGGUUUUAGGGGCUAUGGUCACACAAGCUGAGAACAACAGAAUCAUGCAACAUUUGAGAUUUUUACAGGAAAUUUUAAAUAAUAUAUCAAAAGGUCUGCAUGCAAGAAUAGAUCUAGAAAAAAAGACUGAAGAAGAACAAAGGUUGUUGGCUGAUCGACAUCAAAAGCAAAUUAAUGAAUUGACCGAAGAAUGCAAACAGGCUAGACAACGGUUCUUAGAAAAAACCAAUGAAACAAAAGAAGUCAUUGCACAGGAAUGUUAUACUUACAUGUCAACAGAUGCAGGAAAAGACAAAAUAUUGAAUCCUUCAGGUCGUACACCUAUUUCCAAAGUAGACUGGAGUAAAACAGAUUUUGAAAAGGAAAUAACAUCAAGGAUCGAUUCAUACGUUGAAACUUAUCUAAAGUCCGAUGUAGUGUUGGAGAAGUAUGAUGACAUUAAAAAAGCGGUCAAUUCAUUUCAUGAUAAGAUGGAAGGAAUUAUCCUAGAAAUGGAAAGUGAAUGGAUACAAACUCGGCAAGUCAAACCUGGAUUCAAUCCGACCAAAUGGUUGAUAUCAUUCGGGCUAUUAACUUCUACAAUGUGGUUUGCUGCACUUGCCAGUGGGUUUGGUAUAGCUACUGCCGUCCUUGCUGGUGUUUCAUUUGUUGUUUGCUCGUUACUUGGAUGGUAUAAAAAGACAGAUGUUGAGAUAUACACUGAGUACAACAGAAAGAAGGCGACCAUUCGAAAAAAUAUAUGCAAACAUCUUGAUGAAAGUUGUGGUCUGAUCAUCAAUAAACUGGUCGAUAAAGUAACAGACGAUAUCCUUCCUAAACGUAUAGAGACACUCCAAAUAAUGAUACGACAAAUAUUAGAGACACGUGAUAAGGUUCUAGCCAACCGAGAAGUACUUAAAAAUCUUUCAAUGAAGAUAAAUGUCAUGGAGGAAACUGUCACAGAACUUACAAAGUCCUUAAGUUCUUAAAAAGGAUGCUUUGAACUUAAUGUUAUUGUUUUGAUAAUUAACGUCAACAUAAAAGAAUAUGAAUAAACAUACGCUAUCUAUAUACAUUUGUAUAACGCAUUUACUUUAACAAAUUUCUACAGAAUCUCCGUUAUGAUACUUGUAUUGUUUAAUACCAGUGCUGCUGAAGUCGUGAUUAUUUCGGAUUGCUGUUAACUUUGAUUGUUGUUAACUUUAAUAAUUUGCAAAAAUCACUGGUCUAGACAUUAGUGCUCUGUUUGUAGAUUAUAAAAAUAUGUACUUGGUUAAUUAUUAGUCUUAGUAUGAUUAUCAGUUACGUUUUGUUAAAAUGUUAUUAGAAAUUAAGGUAAGCCGGUAAAUGUGUGCUACUUCGUGUAUUUAAAGCUCAAUUCUUCUCCCACUACAACAGAGCGUGCUAAGUACAUAAUAACACAACAUGAGCUUAUUGAGAGCAACAAUCGAAGGAAUUUUCCAUGCGAUUUUGAAAACAGAGUUAGCCACGAUUCGAAGAAAAAAUUUCUUGAGAAAAAAGUUGAACUUUACGUGGUGAUUUAAUUUUGAAUUUUAAUUAUUAAAUUCAUUGUAAGAAGUAUGUAAAAUUCACCACUACUAUAUCAUAAUAUUACAUUACUAUAUAAUAUAGCCAUUUCUUUGUCAUGAGGAGCUUAUGAUAUUUAGUUCAUAUAGAUUCUCAAGAUCUUUGUUCCAACAUGCCAACACCUGGUGGGUGCCCUAGCUAAGGUGUUGAAGGAAUGUCUCCUCCUUUAUAUGGGGAGUAGCCUGUGACCCAGUCUGUAUAUAAAAAAAGCAGGCAUAAAGACCGCUUCCAGAUGACUACUCUUUUAUUUUGAUAUAACAUUUUCAUAUGACAUUUUAACAAUAAAUAUUAAUAUUAAUUAGAAUGAUAUUUAUCAUCAUUAAUAUUCAUUACAAAAAAAUCUGAAAAUAAAAUAUUAGUCUAUUAAAAUUACUUUUGAGAAUGCGCGCAAGUGUCAUAUCUUAUCUUACCUGUUUAAAAGGAGGAGGCAGAAAGGCAGCUUCCAAAUGACUACUAGAGAGUUGUGAUAUAAUUACACGUAUUUUGCUGAUUUGCAAAUACUUUGUAUGCGGUUUUUUUUAUUUUUAUUUCAAAAUUGCAGCAAACAAAUACCGGUACAUGUACUCUUCUUGUUAAAUAUAUUUCUGUUAAUUUAACUUCGCCUGUAUGUCUAAUUUUAAUUUAAGAAUGCUUUUGAUUGAAAUCCAAUAAAGGUCAGUGU
This is a messenger RNA of Magallana angulata, 3348 nucleotides long. RefSeq lists its product as uncharacterized. Lineage: Eukaryota; Metazoa; Mollusca; Bivalvia; Ostreida; Ostreidae. The transcript is spliced from 10 exons. The record is from RefSeq and is a predicted model, not a curated record. The coding region runs from base 110 to 2089 and encodes 659 amino acids.